AUGGUCGAAAGCGGAGGAACUGGUGGGAAGUUCGCGGCCGCCAUCACCGUGGUAGCAGGUGUCGCGUCGCUGGUUGCUACUCUAAUGAGUGUUGUUUCCAUCCUCCUCCAGGUCAAAAACUACCGAAAGCCGUUGCUGCAACGAUAUGUCGUCCGAAUCCUUCUUAUGGUGCCUAUAUACUCCAUUGCCUCAUGGUCGAGCAUGGUGUCCACCGCGGCCGCACAAUUUCUUGAUCCAAUUCGCGACAUCUACGAAGCCUUUACAAUAUACACUUUCUUCCAAUUACUUAUCAACUACCUCGAUGGGGAGCGAGCUCUCAUCAUCAUGACACAUGGCCGGGCACCGGUUCAGCAUCUGUGGCCCCUAGACCAUGUUCUAUCGAAAGUCGACAUCUCAGAUCCACAUACAUUUCUCUCCAUCAAACGCGGUAUCUUGCAAUAUGCCUGGCUCAAACCGAUCUUGGCUUUGGCCGCCAUCAUAAUGAAGGCAACCAACACAUAUCAGGAAGGAUAUUUGGGGCUGAACUCGGGAUACAUGUGGAGUGGGAUCAUCUACAAUAUCAGUGUCACCGUCAGUCUUUACUCGCUUGGACUCUUUUGGGUCUGUAUGCACAACGACCUCAAGCCGUUUCGCCCAGUUCCCAAGUUUCUAUGCGUCAAGCUCAUCAUCUUUGCAUCCUAUUGGCAAGGGUUUUUUCUGUCUAUUCUCGUCUUCUUGGGCGCGAUUCCAGAUGUGCCUGAGUACACACCAGACAACUUGGCUGCUGCCAUCCAGGAUGCCCUUAUUUGCAUCGAAAUGCCAAUCUUUGCCAUGGCACACUGGUAUGCUUUCUCAUGGCAGGACUUUGCCGAUAACAGCAUACAAUCUGCGAGGAUGCCACUCCGACAUGCACUUCGAGAUGCGUUCGGCCCUCGAGAUUUGAUCGAGGAUUCGAAACAGACUUUCGGAGGUGAAACUUAUGGCUACCGUGCUUUUGAUUCGGGAGAUAAGGUUAUAGCCCAUGAAGACUCCAAAUCCAGAAUCGCCAGGCUGCGGGAUGGUAUGCGAUAUGAGAGGGGAGGCAAAGGAAAGUACUGGAUCCCCAAACCCGGUGAAAUCAACUCAACCACCCCGCUUCUGGGGUCGGAUGGCGCAGGGUCCAGCAGCCGCCCGGACCAAAUUAACGAGAACACGCAUGGUACCUUCGAAGAACCACAUAUCGAUGAGGAAGACGAAGAACUGUACGACUCCGCCCGUGAACUAGAGUACGGUGAUUGGAAUUAUCCUGUUAUUACAGCCAGCCAGCCCCUAGGAGACAGGUAUUACGCCUCGAGAAGUUACUAUCAUAACCGGUCACCGGUCCAUAUCCCACCUGCAAGAUCGCCCUCUUUCUCACCCCCCUACUCUCAACAGCAAAACGUCGUUCCAGAAACAGUUGUUCCUGUGAAGAAAAAGAAAAAGAAGGUGGUCAAGCACAAGGCUCCCGAUACCUCGAAAUUGCAUUUGGGCGAAGAAAGAACUCGAUCACCGCCUAUUAGUGGAAUUAACAAUGAUGGCAUCGCCGAAACCUCCAGGCCUGCCAAUCCUGAGCCCCAAGCCAUUGCCCCGGCUGUUCAGGAAGAAGAAUCGCCCGAGGAUGAUUACACUUCGAGAUAUAACGUUUCUCAGACAGAAGAGUUUCGCAAUGUCUGGGGUGGUGAUGAAGAAUCUAGAUAG
Molecule: messenger RNA, 1695 nt
Organism: Clonostachys byssicola
Lineage: Eukaryota; Fungi; Ascomycota; Sordariomycetes; Hypocreales; Bionectriaceae
Source: the annotation of a GenBank genome assembly